This is a messenger RNA of Paramacrobiotus metropolitanus, 1224 nucleotides long. Its product is annotated as ubiquitin-conjugating enzyme E2 A. The record is from RefSeq and is a predicted model, not a curated record. Gene Ontology annotation, biological process: DNA repair; protein polyubiquitination; proteasome-mediated ubiquitin-dependent protein catabolic process. Gene Ontology annotation, cellular component: HULC complex. The transcript has 6 exons. Gene Ontology annotation, molecular function: ubiquitin conjugating enzyme activity. NCBI's taxonomy places the organism in Eukaryota, Metazoa, Tardigrada, Eutardigrada, Parachela, Macrobiotidae. Bases 326 to 838 code for a protein of 170 amino acids.
ACGAAUCCAUUCAGUUCUGAAUCGUAGAACGUAAACCACUUAAAUUUUAUGCUUGAUCGAUUUUUCCAUUCCCUUUUAUUAGUGAAGUCAAAUUGCACAGGAACCAAGCCAUAUCUCGGCGGAAUUUAUUAUUCCUUUGAUCUUCUCUUCCCGGAAUACUGAUCCUGGCCGAGUUGUAGUUGUAGCUGAAUACGAAUCACUUUGGCACGGUUUGAACGUUUGAUCGAGUUGGGAAACUGCAGGAUCUGAGCUGUGUCCCACUCGUUUAUUUUUUGUGCAAUAGCGUCGCAUCAAGAAUCAGAGGUUCCCUGAUUUGUAGUUCAUUAUGUCGACUUCUGCGCGUCGAAGAUUGUUGAGAGACUUUAAGAAGCUUCAAGAAGAUCCGCCUGCAGGAGUGUCUGGAGCUCCGACGGACAACAAUAUCAUGGUGUGGCAUGCUGUUAUUUUUGGGCCAGCCGAUACGCCGUUUGAAGAUGGAACGUUUAAGCUGGUUCUGGAAUUUACGGAGGAAUACCCCAACAAACCGCCGCUCGUCCGCUUUGUUUCGAAAAUGUUUCAUCCUAAUGUUUACGCUGAUGGUGGAAUUUGUCUGGACAUUUUACAAAAUCGCUGGAGUCCGACGUAUGAUGUGGCGGCGAUUUUGACUUCUAUUCAAUCGGCAUGUAUCUGUACGUCGUUAUUGGACGAACCGAAUCCGAACAGCCCGGCCAAUAGUUUAGCAUCUCAGCUGUACCAGGAAAACCGGCGGGAAUACGAAAAACGUGUUGUGGCCAUCGUGGAACAGUCAUGGAUUGCAUUCGGGGAUGAAAAGGACGAAAAAGACAAGAAGAAAAAGUGAUGGGAAUUAAAGUUGAUAUGUCACGCUUAAUCGCUUGGUUGACAAAAGAAUAUCCCGAAAGUGGAAUCAAACGGCUGGGAAUUAGGGAACGCUUCUCUGCAUACUUUUCAUGUGUAAUUGUACAAUUUCCGCGAAUCUCUGACGGUUGUGUCAAUUUUCUCCAGUCUUUCAAAGAAGAAAUGAGACAUACCUGUGGAAUUUUCAGUUAAUUGUAAUUUGUAGAUUUAGAAGGUCCUAAUACCGCUUGCGUUUGGCAUGGCGAAGCUACCUCAGUGGAAGUGCUUGUUUCCUUCCCUGCUAGUCCCCUUUUUGUGCAUCUGUCAUUCGGACGGUCGGACCUGACAUCCGAACAAUAAAUUAUUCGGGCUUAAAUUUAUUUAUCUACA